This is a messenger RNA of Rotaria sordida, 3428 nucleotides long. The record is from the annotation of a GenBank genome assembly. Lineage: Eukaryota; Metazoa; Rotifera; Eurotatoria; Philodinida; Philodinidae.
AAGCUUGAAAAAAUUUUCUUUUUUUAUGAACAGAUAGAGCGUCUUUCGCUCUAUUUUUCUAUGCUAUUUGAUCACUAUUCAACUGAUAUCAUAAUAAUAAAAUUUCGAUAAGAACUGUUUUUGUUGAAAACUAACUUGUAGCAUUAGAUCAUAACAGAACUUAUAAUAAAUGGCAAACUUUGUAUUUCAUAUUUUAAUCCCUAAAUACAUUUUAUUAAAAAAAACAGAAUAUACCACAAGAUGCAGCAUGAAAAGCUUUACAAUCUACAAAGUAAAGCUUGUUUUAUAGUAUGCUUUUUCUGUUCAAAAAAAGCCAAAACCUCUAUGCGACCAACCUUCGACAUUACGAAGAAAAGGAAUUAUUCGUGCGCCAAAAAAAAUGAUAUUCUUCGUAGUAUCGAAGGUUGGUCGCAUGGAGGUUUUGACUUUUUUUGAAUAGAAAAAGCAUACUAUAAAACAAGCUUUACUUUGUAGAUUGUAGAGCUUUUCAUGCUGCAUCUUGUGGUAUAUUCUGUUUUUUUAAAUAAAAUGUAUUUAGGGAUUAAAAUAUGAAAUACAAAGUUUGCCAUUUAUUAUAAGUUCUGUUAUGAUCUACUGCUACAAGUUAGUUUUCAACAAAAACAGUUCUUAUCGAAAUUUUAUUAUUAUGAUAUCAGUUGAAUAGUGAUCAAAUAGCAUAGAAAAAUAGAGUGAAAGACGCUCUAUCUGUCCAUAAAAAAGAAAAUUUUUUCAAGCUUACUAUAAGAAAAAAAAAUUCCUGGACCACUACUUUUGGAUAACCCUAAGUAGUUAUUUAAUUUUUUUUUGUUUGAAAGAGCAUGUCAGGAUACAAGACAUCAAAGCGCUCUAUUUUUUGAAAUUCUUACUUUUUAAGCGGAAAAAAGGGAUCCCAAGUUCAAUGACUCAAAAAAAUCUCUAAAAAUGGGCGCCAAUUUAUAUAAAUGUUUAUAUAUAUAGUAAAAACAAAGCUUAAUUAAAAAAAGGGCUCUUUGGCGCCCUGCGUUUUGACACCCUCUUUCAAACAGAAAAAAAUUAAAAUAUGUAGAAUGAAUGCCGACAGAGAAUUUUUGCUUGCCCGUUCGAUAAAUCAUAAACAGAGAAAAAAGGAAAAAGAUUUUUGGUUUUUUGUAAAAAAACACAGCUUAUUUUUCGAAUAGAGGAUGACGAAAAUCUUCAAACAUUUUUGGAAAAAAGGAGGUGCCGAGUAAAAAUUUUUGUCGUUUCUGAAAGACCAGACCACGGGCUAUCUUUCCAUGCAUUUAUCUCAAUUUCGGUUAUUCUGAUGAAAAGUGACUUUUUUUUUGAAGGGGCCUUAAAAUUUUUCUGUUUUGGAAAACUGCGUUAUAACUUGCAUUAUCACUGAAUACAACAUUUUUAUAAUAACCAGCAUGACAGAUGGCGUUAGCUAUCUUCAUCUGUUACAUGCUUUAAAGUAGGCCACUGAAAUGUAUUAAAAAUAUGCAAUUGUAAUAUGAUUCUUUUCUGGAUUUGAAUGAAAAAAUCCAUCUCUAAAACUUCUUUAGCGUUUUUCUCAAAACAUAGUUUCCAAUCAGUAAAACUGAACCUCCUCCCUCAUGGCUUGAGCUAUAACCAAUAUUUUUUUUUGUUUUUAUAGGUCUCAACCCGAGUAAACUUUUCAUCAACCAGUUUUUUUAAAGUCGAUUCCUGGACUGAGAAAAGUGAGAUUUACUGUCGUCAGAUCACAGAGUUUCACGCUUCUUUUAAGAUAUGUCUACUAAAAUAUUAAUAAAAAAUGAACAAUAGGAAAUUUAAAAAUUCUGUUUGAUGGAAAGCUGCGUACUGACAUUGGCUUUAAUUUGAAACCACCACGAGCUGUAUACCUUGUGUUACGACGAAGUUAUAUCGAUUCUCAUGAAGGCCAAAAAUGACCUAUGAAUCAGCUGGAAAUUCGGUCUAGUAUGACCAAUAGAGCUGAAAUUUUUACCAGAAGCGUAUCUCUCCAGGAUCACUCAUUCCUGAAAAUUAUAGCACAAAGGGACCAUUCUAAGUGGAUAAUCGUUUCUGAAAGGGGCCCUGAAUAUGUAAAUUUUAUAAAGAUUAUAUUUUUAUCAGACAGGGUAAUAUUUCUCAAAUUUUCAAAUGUUUUCAAACGAUGAGCUUUAGAGAUAUAAUGCUGAAAAUUAUUUUAGCAAGACAACUUUUUUAUGCUCUAUCUAAUGGUUAAAUCGAAAGACUGCAAGAAUGCUCAACAAAAAAAAAUAACAGACAGGUUCUCGGGGCCAUUUUUCUAAAAAAUCGAUUAUUGAGGCUGCCUUUAUUCAGUUAGCGGAUGAUUCUAAUCAAGACCACAUAGCAAUUGGUACAUAACUUGACAAGGGCUACACGACUAGCAUACUUAAAUCUUGCCGGCAGAAAAUUCUGUAAAAAGGUGGGCGAACCUGCGUGGACGUACCUCGUUUUUAUUUUCAUAAACCCUCCGACUCCUAAACCCUUUAAGGAUAUAGAAGGUUGUCACAAACCUUUUAAGGGCCUAUGAAAAGUUGCCAAGAGGUCAACCAUUUAAUAUUCUAUUCUUUUUUUUACAGGAUACAAAAGCACGUAGUCGGUCAAGUAUUGAUAGUCCGAUUGAUACGUAUAGUGAAGAAGAAACGAAUAGACGUCUUGCUGAAUUUGCUGGAACUAUUUAUUUGGAUCCUAGACCAAAUAUUAUUGAAUCACCAAGUAACAUUCCAGUAACAUAUGAACAACGAGUUGUCAUUCAAUAUCUACAACCACCAGCUCUUCCACCGCCAGGACCGAUCAUUAUUGAAGAAGUACGUCCACCACAACCACCACCACCUUCACCGCUUGUCAUACGCCAGCAUGGAUCGCGUGCUCGUACGCCACCUGAACUUAUCUUACGUGAACGACCACCGAAGCCACCGCCACAUGGUUGCAGUGAAAAAUUUAUUCGCAAAUUAUCUCCUAUACCUGUUCCACGACGAUCGGUUCGCAUCGAAGUUUUGCCACAACUUCCAGAAAAACCACGUGACAUUAGAAUUGAACGAUGGCUACCCUAUGGACCUCAGCCUGAACGCAAAAUAUGUGUUAAGCUCGCUCCUCCUGCUAUAGAAUAUCCCAAACCAACUCAUACUGUUGUUCAUUAUAAAGACGUUGAUGCCCGUAUAGAACGAAAAUUUGAAAAUCUUGGUGUUAUUCGAGGAGAUCCUUAUAAUUAUAAAGCUCAUUAUGGAUACCUUUUAGAUCCUGCAAUACUGAUUCAGGAAGCUCGUAAAGCUGGUGUUAAUGAAGAUAUAUCGUCUUCGACAGUAACACCUUUAAUAAAUACAAAUACAUACGGAAAUACUGUUCAUUGUCAUCAGCCAUAUGAAAGAAUCAAUCAAGGUUGUUCAUCAUCAAGUGAAACUGGCUAUAAAGGAAUUCAACCAUGUGGUGUUACAAAAACUACUAAUGUGAUGAGAAAUUAA